GCGAGGAUGAAGAGCGCACUCGUCUGGCGAGUCAAGACAGCUACGUGAAGCGACCUGCGUGCGUGUGUCUGUUUCUCUUCUUCCUUCUGCGCCCGAGUCCAUCUGCAUUCUUUGUUCAGCACUCGUGUCAAACGUUUGGUUGAAAGUUCUUCAAUCGGCCCUGUCAGCUGCGGUUAUCUUCCGACCUUUGAAAUAUGUUUGUCCGGGACACCGCCUCCGACGCGGAGCUCAUUCGCAGGCCCAGCUAGUAUGGACGUGACCCACCCACGCUAGCUUCGACUGGGCUUGUCUUCUCCGUGGGGCAGAGCUUUUCACGAGGAAACAGAGAGGCUCCGUUUCCGUAACCUGACAAGAAAAGUGUCAUAUUUGCGGGAGGGCCGUCGUUCACUUUUCGGAGACGUGAUGGUCUCCCUACGCGGUCAUGAUGGUGUCUCGAACGCCGGGCAGUGAGCAAGAACCUAGCAGCCGCGGCGUGUUUCGCAGCACAGGCCUAGGGACUCAAUCGCUCCUGACACGGAUUGGUUUUCAUAUCUUUCUGGCACUUCUACUGGCUUUCUUAUCAUCCGUCUUCACCCCCGGACCUCUUGCCCUCGCGAGACCUGCUGAAUUCACAAGGAAAAUACCUCAGCGAGAGGGGGCCACAUUUGACGUGGCCUCGUUGAGUUACCGUGUCCGUCAGUCGCGUCCAACCAGUUUUUUUGAAGAAACUAUCAAUACCAGUUCUUCAGCUGAAGAUCACGCUCCUCCGACUGCCACCCAUGUAGACGGUGUUCAUUCAGGCCCCCAGCGGAGACGAGCUGGGUCCGAGGCCUCUCUCUUGCUGCUGGGCAGGAGUGAAAGUGAAUCGGUUUCUACUAGAGGCGAUCCGAAGAGAGUAUUGGAUCAAGACGUCGGGAACCAAAGGCGCAAGACGCUGACACAUUUGAUUAGGAACCGUUUCACCUCACCGAACAAGGAAGGCCUCACCUUGCAUGGCGCUCGCGAGCUGACUGCUGAGACGAGUCGGCCCUCUGGUAAGUCUUCACGAGAUGGGAGCAACCACGAGGCUCAUGAACAGGUAUACCAGAUUUCCGCAGUGGGGGGCGGCGCCCAUUUGAAACCACAAAGGGCGUAUGGCUUUUACGAGGCCGAGCACCGUACCUCCCUCAAAAAUGCUACCAGGAGAUUCGUCCCCGCCGAGCAGCCCGUUGAGGUUGCCGCCGACGAAAGCAACCUAUCAAACCAAGCGGAGAGCAACAAAGACUUUUUUUCAGCGCUCGCUGCCUCAGCGAAAAUGCACGCCCCAUUCGUUUCAGAGUUUCUCGCUCCGUGGACGAGGCUAGUUGUGGGUACCUGCCUGUCAACCACAUCAUUCAUUUGCUGCGUCCUUUUGGUUGUAUACCUGUAUUUCGCGGUGAGAAUCCUCGCACUCUGUCGGGCACUACGGUUGCAGUCGGUGCUGAAUUCUCGUGGAGACGCGGCGAGCUUUUUUGGCCGUGGUCGCAGCGACCGAACAUAUGCACUGGCUAAGCAUCAAACGUGGUUUUCUGGAGAGGGCGGAUUCGAUACGGAGUGGAUCUUGGGAGGGUGGCCUGGUACAGCUCUGACUGCUCUCAGUGGGUUUGGCGAACCCUGGGAGCAUGUUCUGUCGAAGGCAGCGGCAGCCAGGAUGGAGAGACUGAAGCUCCAGGCUGCUGAAAGGCCUUCUCUGGACUGGGUAUCCUGCAGCGCGACAAAAGCACAAGCAAUGCGAGAUUGCAAGCCGUCCACAGAGGCAGACGAGGUUGAUCUUAGCGAAUGGGACAGAUCACGGCUUUUCGAGGGCCCGAUUGGUGUCCACUUUUCUUUAUCACCUUAUGGAAGCAAUUCCUGCUGCCAGACGGUUUUCGGUUCCCGCCACCUCCAGACAAUCAGGACGUCCCCCGGUGUUUUGGACCCGUUUGAAACUUGGGGACCCUAUCCAGGGGAACACGCGAGUGUCGAUACGGCGGAUACACAGGAGGAGCCAGCGUUCCAACUCGCGGCAACGUACAUGCAGAACCGUACAUUCGUGUGGUGGGCAUCUUAUUUCGUGGCGACUUGCGCAUUCAUCAUCCUCUUCCUAUUGAUGGCCUUGGAAGCCGACCAGCUUUUGCUCUCGAGAGCCUUCCUAGCGCUAGGUGGAAGACCACUGCAGUUGUCGUCGUUUUGGCAACUUUUAGCCGCAUUGCACUGGGUCAGCGCUCUCUGCCUGCUGCGUGGCAUUCUGAGUGACUACAGUCACGCUACCAACGGGGCGUUCCACGGCAGACAAAAGUUCUUUCUCAGCGUGAUACUCUCCGUGCUGUCCUUCAUUUUCUUGUUUGUAAUCUUUGACCGUGAAUCUUCCUAUCCAGCACAAUGCCUGGGUCAGCACCAUUCACUGCCUCCCAUGGCCGCUACAGCUGGUCCAAACUCUCCGAAAGAGUUGCCGCCUAGCCCAAAACGGAUAGCAGGUCCGUACGGUUCUCGUCGCGAAGAGGAAAUAAAUGCAGAUGUCUUCCACAAAGAUGCAACAGCAUUGUCUGCUUUUGCCUUUAUUAUCCCUGAAUCCGCAACAGUUCUGGACCCCUACACUUACGGAAGAGCAACACAGCGGCCAUCGAAUACUGCCGCGGUCGCUGGCAGUGGAUGGUCGCCCGAGUGUGCUGCCAUUGCCAGAGUUUCCGCGUACCGGCUUGGUCUUUCGGUCGCGUGUUUCCUCUUCCUUCGGCUGUUUUGCCUUUUUGUGGUGCUCUCGCUCGCCACCAGUGAAGACGCAUUCCAGCAGAAGAGAGAUUCUCAGGCUACAGUAUCCUUUUCUUGGUUGGUUGCCGGAGUUUCUUUUGCACUCGUCGACUUGUUUCCGUUCCCGCUGCUGUCUACGGGGCCCUUGGCGCACUGGUUUCCAGUGAGGGGAGUCGACAUUUUGUUGUGCUCGCAAUGCCUCUGUCACUUGUUCUUCUUUAAACACGUUCAGCGGGAGCUUUACUAUGCCACACACUCCUCCAUCAAGGUGGCUAUCCGAAAGAUGCAAGAGACGUUCUGUCUAAAGAGUUUUGACUAGCUACCAUGCGAGGCUGCUCAGUGUCUGGCAUGUUCCAUUCUUCGGGUCCGUCGAGAAAGCAAUACACACACGUGCUGUACGUUUACGGACACCACGCUGUAAAGUUUUCAAUAGUCGUGAGACACUGAAACACGAGCUAUGUGACGAAGCGAGCUUUAUUUACUUGAGUGAUCUUCAAGGACUUGUGUAUUGCUACCGAGAGGGCGCCUGACGGAAUGUGUGCAGCCCUUAACCAUCUGCAUGUGGUGAGCGUCUUUGUUAAACGGCAAAGACCUGGUAAACUAAAACAUCAAAAUACAUCUUACGAAACUAGUUGCCUCAACUUUAAGCCACUCUCUUGCAAGAUUCACACCUGGCGUCAUCUGCGUCCCGGCUGUUCUAAGCUCGAUCGGAUGGGCAGCGGCUCUAUCUACAGUAACAGCUGUCAUAAACAGCCAAAGCGAUUUGCAUAUAAUUACCGCCACUGUCGUCAUCACGUUGACGCCUGCACCCACUAAGCCCGUCAAUUUAACGCAGUGUGGCGGAUCGACGAGGCAGGCAGAGCACACUACGUGGCGCCUGAGUAUGCAGACGGCAGCAACCCGCUCCGAACACUUCUGGUAGCUAACAUAAGGUAAUACUACACGCAAGUUUCUCUACCUGUCAGAGAUACUUUACUUUUGAUGGGCAACACAUUACUACACUCUAUCGGAGCUCAACAAAAACUUUGUCGUGAGGAGGCAAUACUGCGAGUUCAGUACGGGAC
Toxoplasma gondii ME49 is the source of this 3788-nucleotide messenger RNA. RefSeq lists its product as hypothetical. The record is from RefSeq and is a predicted model, not a curated record. Bases 422 to 3043 code for a protein of 873 amino acids. NCBI's taxonomy places the organism in Eukaryota, Apicomplexa, Conoidasida, Eucoccidiorida, Sarcocystidae. The transcript is spliced from 2 exons.